CUUCAUACAUCUCUCUUCACCAUCACACACUGGCAUAGAUCUCUAGCACCCGAAAAAAAAAAAUGCAAGUGACUGCCCACUACUCUCUUCCAAAGCCUCUAUGCUGCUCAGCAUCUCUGUCUCCUUCUUUCUUUAUUAAUUCUAAAACUUCUCUUCUCCCCUCUCAUUCUCUUAAUUUUAUUUACUGUAAGAGCCUCUCCACACAGCUAUAUGGUCUUAGAAUCAAAGCUAGGCAGCGGAGGAAGGUUUCUCCUGUAUUUGCCUCAACAGAGAAUAAUGUAGAACGAUGGCUUCUUGAACCUAUAGGUGAUGGAGACACUAGGCACAUAGGAUUUAAAGUUGCAAGGCCAGGUGCAUACGAAAUAGCUUCUAGUGUGGUGACUGUUGGGCGUCUUCCAGAUAAAGCCGACUUGGUAAUUCCAGUUGCAACAGUAUCCGGUUUGCAUGCCCGCAUUCAGAAGAAAGAGGGGGGCCUUAUAGUAACAGACUUGGACAGCACAAAUGGAACAUUUAUUGAUGACAAGAAGCUCAGCCCUGGUGUUGCUGCCCCUGUAUCACCAGGAAGUUGUAUUACAUUUGUAGUAUGAAAGAGCCAGAAACAUCAACUUCCACCUUAGUGACAAACUUGAACCUAUGAGGCAAACAUCACAAGUCAGAGAGAACCUUUCAGCCUCAGAAAAGUUAACCAAAGGCUUGGGAAGAUUGAAUAAACGAUCGCAUCAAAUGCAUCCCUAUUUGUUUUCAUUACACAGGUUUGGCAAAACUCCCAAUAUUGAAUGUUCCUGAUAAAAACAGCACUCCGAUAUUGCAUCUUCAUCCCCCACCACCUCCACAUAAUCCUUCAUCCAAUGCUUUUGUUUGUCAUAUAUCAGAAUGGAUGCCUCCAUGAACAAGGCAUCUCCAUACCAAAGGGACUUUCAGUAAUUUUGCCUGUGCACCUUUACACACUUUGAACCCACAACCAACAUAAUCCCCAACAAGCCUGUAUAGAGUGCAAUUAUCAAAUAUCCCUAAACCUCAAACAGGAUAACACUUUUUCUUGAGUGGUGGCAUCAGGUUUUAGCUUGUGAUGAAUUGAAUAUUAGCUCUAAAUGCUACUUGGCUGAGUACAACCAUGUCUUAGGAACCAAAGGUCCCAGCUUUGGCCCUAGCCAAGCUUCUCAUAUCACUAAGUGGCUUGAGGAAGCUGCAUUAGAAUGUGAUCCUUUUCUUGUCACAGUUCAAUCCAUAUUAAAGUGAGCAUCACUUACAUGCAAUUUCCUUACCCAAUCUCUUUGUACAUGGUCAGUGUUUUAACACUCUUUUACGUUUAGGAAUGAUCCCUCCUCUUUAAUGGAUUCGCUAGCUUCUUUUCCAUGACAGAAAGUCAAAUAUUUAAAUACAUGGCAUCUAACAUAGUCCUUCACAAGCAUAUGGUUUGUUGUGGCAUCUGUAGUGCUCAAUUGACAUACUGAAUAUCAGGCCACAUGGUGGAAAGAAAGUUAAAAAUCCAGUUACUUUCAGCAUGGCCUGUCAUUACCCUAAAUAAAGUGAAUACUUUGUCAAUGGUGUGAAGAGCCUCCUUUCUUGUAAAACUACAUUUCCUUGUAUCUCUACAAAUAUUUAAAGUCACGAGGGGAAAAAGUUAUAAGAUUGAGAUUGAUUGGUAAAAAUUACACUGGAUAAGUAAAGAUGCAAGGAAGGGUAUAGGGCAUCCCUUGAAGCAUGGCUUAUGGUUCAGGGUGAAGAUAAUAGGACUAAGAAUUGAUUCUCUCUCAUGCAGGGAUGUAAGUAAUAUUCGUUGAACCAUGUUAAAACCCCAUCCAUAUAUCUCUAUGCAUGGGUUUGCUUGAAUGUCUAUGUUAUUGUACCAACAAGUAGCAUUGACCAAAAGCUUACUAUGUGACCAAAAACUUGUUUUAUUUUUGUGUUCAUUAUCAAUUUUGCUGAUCAAAUAGGUGUUUUGAACAGGAUUUGUAAUAAACCUCCAAAACUCAACUAUAAUUCACUCUCUAUGAAUUUCUAGACCUCCAUCUUUAUUGACUGAAGUGAGGUUUAUUUGGU
Vitis riparia (riverbank grape) is the source of this 2043-nucleotide messenger RNA. RefSeq lists its product as uncharacterized. Gene Ontology annotation, molecular function: mRNA binding; protein binding. The coding region runs from base 63 to 587 and encodes 174 amino acids. NCBI's taxonomy places the organism in Eukaryota, Viridiplantae, Streptophyta, Magnoliopsida, Vitales, Vitaceae. The record is from RefSeq and is a predicted model, not a curated record. The transcript is spliced from 5 exons.